AGCCAUGAGGAAGCGGUACAUGGUGCUGGCCCUGCUGGCUGCUGUGGCCCUGGUGCUCCUCAUCAUCGGCCUCUGCCUCUGGCUGCCCUCCUCCGGGCAACUCACCCAUGUGUACUCCAGGGCAGCCGUGGCCGCGGACGCCAAGCAGUGCUCGGAGAUCGGGAGGGAUGUGCUGCAGGAGGGUGGCUCAGCGGUGGACGCUGCCAUCGCGGCCCUGCUGUGCGUGGGGCUCAUGAACGCCCACAGCAUGGGCAUUGGGGGCGGCCUGUUCUUCACCAUCUACGACAGCACCACACAAAAAGCUGAGAUCAUCAAUGCCCGAGAGGUGGCCCCUGGGCUGGCCUACGCCAGCAUGUUCAACAGCUCGCAGCAGUCACAGGAAGGGGGGCUGUCAGUGGCGGUUCCUGGUGAGAUCCGAGGCUAUGAGCUGGCGCACCAGCGGCACGGGAGGCUGCCCUGGGCCCGCCUCUUCCAGCCUAGCAUCCAGCUGGCCCGCCAGGGCUUCCCUGUGGGAAGGGCCUUGGCAGCAGCCCUGGAGAGAAAUCAGGCUGCCAUUGAGCGGCACCCCACGCUGUGCGAGGUGUUCUGCCGGAAUGGGAAGGUGCUGCAGGAGGGGGACACAGUGACUAUGUCGAAGCUGGCUGACACAUACGAGACGCUGGCCUUUGAGGGUGCCAAGGCCUUCUACAACGGGAGCCUCACAGCCCAGAUUGUCAAGGACAUCCAGGAGACUGGGGGCAUUGUGACAGCCGAGGACCUGAACAACUACCGUGCAGAGCUGAUCGAGGACCCACUGAGCAUCAGCCUUGGGGACGCCCAGCUCUAUAUGCCCAGCGCCCCGCUCAGUGGGCCCGUGCUGGCCCUCAUCCUCAACAUCCUCAAAGGGUACAACUUCUCCCCGGAGAGCGUGGAGACACCUGAGAAGAAGGGCCUGACCUAUCACCGCAUCGUGGAGGCCUUCCGGUUCGCCUAUGCCAAGAGGACCCUGCUUGGGGACCCCAAGUUCGUUGAUGUGACUGAGGUGAUCCACAACAUGAGCUCCGAGUUCUUUGCCGCCCAGCUCCGGGCCCGGAUCUCUGACGACACCACUCACCCGACCUCCUACUACGAGCCUGAGUUCUACGCACCGGACGACGGGGGUACCGCCCACCUGUCCGUGGUCGCGGAGGACGGCAGUGCCGUGUCGGCCACCAGCACCAUCAACCUCUACUUCGGUUCCAAGGUGCAAUCACUGGUCAGCGGGAUCCUGUUCAAUGACGAGAUGGAUGAUUUCAGCUCCCCCAACAUCAUCAACGAGUUUGGGGUGCCCCCCUCACCGGCCAACUUCAUCGAGCCAGGGAAGCAGCCACUCUCAUCCAUGUGCCCGGCGAUCAUUGUAGGCCGGGAUGGCCAGGUCCGCAUGGUGGUGGGUGCUGCUGGGGGCACGCAGAUCACCACGGCCACUGCGCUGGCCAUUAUCCACAGCCUGUGGUUCGGCUAUGACGUGAAGCGGGCAGUGGAAGAGCCCCGGCUGCACAACCAGCUUCUGCCCAACACCACAACGCUGGAAAAGGACAUUGAUGAGGCAGUGGUUGCAGCCCUGAAGACCCGGCAUCACUACACAGAGGUCACUUCCACCUUCAUCGCUGUGGUGCAGGCCAUCGUCCACACGGCCAGUGGCUGGGCAGCUGCUUCAGACUCCAGGAAAGGCGGGGAGCCUGCUGGCUACUGAGUACUCAGGGUGGGCGAGGCUGACUGGCAACCCAGGGAUGAGAUGCCCACCAGGGCUGGGAGUGGGACUCUGGGGGACUUGCUUCCCCUGUGAGUGGCAAAGCAGUGCAAUAAACGAGGGCCACAGCGCCA
Ceratotherium simum simum (southern white rhinoceros) is the source of this 1842-nucleotide messenger RNA. It is a transcript of the gene GGT1, whose product is annotated as gamma-glutamyltransferase 1. Gene Ontology annotation, molecular function: glutathione gamma-glutamate hydrolase. Gene Ontology annotation, cellular component: plasma membrane. Gene Ontology annotation, biological process: regulation of inflammatory response; peptide modification; glutathione catabolic process. NCBI's taxonomy places the organism in Eukaryota, Metazoa, Chordata, Mammalia, Perissodactyla, Rhinocerotidae. The record is from RefSeq and is a predicted model, not a curated record.